This is a messenger RNA of Colletotrichum navitas, 887 nucleotides long. RefSeq lists its product as uncharacterized. The record is from RefSeq and is a predicted model, not a curated record. The transcript has 2 exons. The coding region runs from base 286 to 741 and encodes 151 amino acids. Lineage: Eukaryota; Fungi; Ascomycota; Sordariomycetes; Glomerellales; Glomerellaceae.
UGGUCUGGCCGUCGCGUCCUUGUCGUCCUCCUGUUUGGUGUUUGUCAAUGGUGGCUAAUGACAAGGAGGGCAAUGGCAAGCACAAGCGAUAAUCCCAUUUCAAUAUUGGAGGAGCGGAACGCCGCUAGAUGCAUUUCUGGUUAGGCCCAACCAACCCCCUUCCUUGCAACUGAAAUCUGACGCGCUGCGACUAAAUUGGAGGGCGACAGGAUAGGGACGGAGGGUAACCAACUUCGGACCGGCCUCCAAACCUCGUCACAAUGAGAUGGCAUUAUCCGUAUCGAGAUGCCGUGCUCUGUAUCCUAUCCCGGUGUGAAGAGACGAUGCAUGUCGACGCCAACGGGCCAUCAGCCCUCGAGGCCAGCCACCAUUACUGACCGACAGCUUUCGGCAAUUCCAUCGCGAUUUUGUCCUUCUCGUCAGCUUUCUUUCCAGCCGGGAUCGACACCCCAACAUCGCAGACACGGCUGUGGUUUACACCGUUUUGCCCCGGCAAUCCGUCUUCCAGGCACUGCCACCUUCCCCGCCAACACUACGAGCACAACAUCAGACACCUUGUGUCAGGAGACACGUGCCAUCUCAGCAAUGCUUCUCUCUUCAGGGGCAAUUGCCCCCAACAACAAUCGAGCCGAGACCAGCUAUCUACGUAGUGCAAUACGUGGAUCGGUCCAGUUGAGCCAAUCCUCUCUUGACGGUGAUGCUAUUCUUCAUAGCGUUACAAGGGUGAUGCUACGGCCAUGAUGCUUAGCGAUCGACCAGUAGACCCAUUGCGCCGUCUUCUGUCUCAGUCCGCGUCUUCAGGUCACCCAGCUACGUGAGCCAUCCGACCACGUCUGGCCUCCAUUCGGGGAGCGGGAGGCCGACAACGUAAAAUCAGAAAGGCCGCA